This is a messenger RNA of Hippopotamus amphibius kiboko, 1759 nucleotides long. RefSeq names its product calcium and integrin binding family member 2 (gene CIB2). Gene Ontology annotation, molecular function: calcium ion binding. The record is from RefSeq and is a predicted model, not a curated record. The coding region runs from base 73 to 687 and encodes 204 amino acids. The transcript is spliced from 6 exons. Lineage: Eukaryota; Metazoa; Chordata; Mammalia; Artiodactyla; Hippopotamidae.
UCCGGCGGCCGUCGGAAGCUGCCCGCCGCGGGGCUGGCGAGGGCCGCGGGCGCCGGGCUCCGGCGGCCGCUGAUGGGAGGCGGCGCCCGGGCGGGCUGGGCGAGCGACGGCGCGGCAGCCACCAUGGGGAACAAGCAGACCAUCUUCACCGAAGAGCAGCUGGACAACUACCAGGAUUGCACCUUCUUCAAUAAGAAGGACAUCCUCAAGCUCCACGCGCGGUUCUAUGAGCUGGCUCCCAACCUCGUCCCGAUGGACUACAGGAAAAGCCCCAUCGUCCACGUGCCCAUGAGCCUCAUCAUCCAGAUGCCCGAGCUCCGGGAGAAUCCCUUCAAGGAGAGGAUCGUGGAGGCUUUUUCUGAGGAUGGCGAGGGGAACCUCACCUUCAACGACUUUGUCGACAUGUUUUCCGUGCUCUGUGAGUCAGCUCCCCGCGAGCUCAAGGCAAACUACGCCUUCAAGAUCUACGACUUUAACACCGACAACUUCAUCUGCAAGGAGGACCUGGAGAUGACGCUGGCCCGGCUCACCAAGUCAGAGCUGGAUGAGGACGAGGUGGUGCUCGUGUGCGACAAGGUCAUCGAGGAGGCUGAUCUGGACGGCGACGGCAAGCUGGGCUUCGCUGACUUUGAGGACAUGAUCGCCAAGGCCCCCGACUUCCUCAGCACUUUCCACAUCCGGAUCUGAGGGCAGUGCCAAGGUUGCAGGGGCCAGAGGCUGACCACCCAUCUCCGCUGCCUACCCGAGUGGGACCCCCAGGCUCCCCAGGAGAGGAGCGAUGGCCUCUGGGGUUUACACCAUGAACAUUUCCUUGGCCCUUUCAGCAAAAAAUCCUUAACCAGGGAAGGAGGGCUGUGAGGAGCAGAGCCCUUCCCAGUCCUCCUGUGGUCCCUCCACAGGCCCUCCCUCUGUCCCCCGACCUUCCCCACACCCUGGUCCUCUCCCCAGCAGAAAUGUCCCUACUGGGAGGGGAAGGCAGAACCCCUAACAGGGCAGGGGUGCUGACUUGUCCAAGUGCUGGGCAGGCACCUGGUUGCCUAGGGCAAAGUGAAAAAAAAAAAAAAAAAAGGACAAGGUUUAACGAGCUAUGCAAUCUUUCUCCAAAACCCACAGCUGGGCUGCACCCCGGCCCCGCCUGUUCCUUCUCCCUUGACCCUUCCCAAUGUGAAGCUGUGUGAACAGUGAGUCCAAGGGCUCUGUCCCUGUCUCUGUCCUGGUCCCGAGCACCACCCCAUCCGCCCUUCCCGGGGAUGUGGAAUCCUCACUGGUGUGUGCUGUCCACAGAUCUGUGAACUCCUGGUAGUAAAACAUUUUCAUGUCCUCAUGUUCACUGUGUCUGCCAAGGUCAGGAAAUGUUCAUUGGUCCCUUUUCUCCUUGAAAUCCUGCCAUUAGCGCCUCACCUUCCUGGGUUAAGCAUUGUCUUCCUGCUUUAGGCACCAACUUUUAUUACAGUGCUUAUGUCCUUAAGAGGAAGACACAUCUGUGCCCCAGGUCUUUGAGGGAGCCCCACGUAGAGCAGAAGUUGGGUAAAAACUGUUUCCAUUCCCCUCACCCUGGUAGUCAUUCCGGUGAACAUCUGUGGAGUGUGAACCGUGUGGUAGGCAUAGGGCUGGGUACAGGGUGACCAGGUCACAUAGGGAUGGCCGGCAAGUGCCCACUGGCUCAUCUUGGAAAUGGGCGUGCUGACCCCUGCCUUUGGCCAGUCCCCACUCCUCUCAGACCUGGAUUUCCUCUGGAUGAGUGGGAGGCACUGGGGAA